AUGGCUAAGAAAGUCAAGAAUCGAAUCAUCAUCGUCCGGCUGGUGUCGAUGGCCAUGACUGGCUUCUUCUACACCAUGCGACGACCCAGAACGUCCUCGCCAAUGGGCCUUCUCAAAUACGAUCCAAUCGGUCAGUUAUACCUCGAAUAUUGA
This is a messenger RNA of Clonostachys byssicola, 153 nucleotides long. The record is from the annotation of a GenBank genome assembly. NCBI's taxonomy places the organism in Eukaryota, Fungi, Ascomycota, Sordariomycetes, Hypocreales, Bionectriaceae.